Molecule: messenger RNA, 1019 nt
Organism: Larimichthys crocea (large yellow croaker)
Lineage: Eukaryota; Metazoa; Chordata; Actinopteri; Sciaenidae
Product: C-type lectin domain family 17, member A-like
Exons: 4
Coding region: 20-505 (161 amino acids)
Source: RefSeq, a predicted model, not a curated record
CAGAGCACACUACACGGACAUGGCCAUGAUCGAGAACAUCGAACAAAACAAUGGGGUCAAUGCUGCAAAAUCAGAUGCUCGGACAGUUUGGAUUGGUCUGAACAGAGUGCCGUGGGUUUGGUCUGACAAAUCCCAAAGCUCCUUCAUGCACUGGAAUGUUCGUCAACCAAAUAACUAUCUUAAUAACCAGUUCUGUGUUGCAGAGAACGAGCAACAUACAUGGAAUGACGAUGCCUGUGAAAUUGAGCGUCCUUUCAUCUGCCAUCAAGUUUCAAGACUGAGGAGAGUGGUGAGGGUGAAACUUCAGACUGAUGCCGACAUCUCCGAUCCAGCUAUUAGCACCCAGAUCCUCCAGAAGCUCAGUGCAGCGCUGGCAAGUCAGGGAUGGACUGACGUCAAUCUGAAAUGGAGAAUUGAACCCAAGAAGCUAGCUGAAGCUGGAGUGCAAAGCAAAGAGACAGGAAGGCAGCCAAACGGCAAAGGACCACCGGGAAAAAACAAUUAAGGCCCGAGUACUUGGACAUGAGGCUCAACAUGACAUUGUUCACAAAAAAAGAGACUUACUGUGCGUAGUUAGGUCGUGAAGUUACUCCUCAAUGUUCACGACUGUGCAGUUAGAUUUUAGUCUGAAUGAAUCAUUGCUUCUGAAAGAUGCAUCUUUUCUUUUUCAUUUACAGUGUGAAUGAAUUUCCUUUAGAGAGCAGCAUGUUUGUAAAUCAUAUGACUGAAUCAUAAAUCGGAUGUAAAUAUCAGAUUAACUCGGGGGAAAUCAAAGGCAAAUGCAGUGACACUACUUAUCCAUUUACAUUUUAUUUUACUGGUUUGAAUAGUAAAUAGUCUCUUGAAGAUUUGCUUGCUCACCUCCUGUUUUGGUGAGUCACAUAUCGAUGUAAACUGAGGGUAUCCACAUGUCAGUGUCAUGACUAAGAAAGCUGGUUAUGUUUAAGUUGUUUUGUGUCAAUGUUGCCUUGUGGUUUCCGGUUUUAUUUUAAAAUUUUCCCAUCCUCUCGUUUCAGAUA